Oncorhynchus masou masou (cherry salmon) is the source of this 7389-nucleotide messenger RNA. Its product is annotated as receptor-type tyrosine-protein phosphatase S-like. Gene Ontology annotation, molecular function: protein tyrosine phosphatase activity; protein binding. NCBI's taxonomy places the organism in Eukaryota, Metazoa, Chordata, Actinopteri, Salmoniformes, Salmonidae. The coding region runs from base 1720 to 7020 and encodes 1766 amino acids. Gene Ontology annotation, biological process: peptidyl-tyrosine dephosphorylation involved in inactivation of protein kinase activity. The record is from RefSeq and is a predicted model, not a curated record. Gene Ontology annotation, cellular component: signaling receptor complex. The transcript has 27 exons.
CACACACACACACACACACACACACACACACACACGUAGAUAUACUAUGCAUACUCACAUAAACACAAAUUAUUACCCAACCUAAUCCUCUCCCCACUCAACCACAUGAUCAACUUUAUAUGACCAUUCCAACUACCCCCAAUUCUCUCCCAUCCUGGACAUCCGUUGUGCUGUACCCCCAGCUCUUCCUCUACCUCCUUUUUCUCCUGUCUUUGAUAGUUCCUCUCUAGCUACUACAGCUGUCUCUAUAUGUCCUCUAAUAGACAGACUAGUUGUUCCUCUCUAGCUACUACAGCUGUCUCUAUAUGUCCUCUAAUAGACAGACGAGUUGUUCCUCUCUAGCUACUACAGCUGUUUCUAUAUGUCCUCUAAUAGACACACUAGUUGUUCCUCUCUAUCUACUACAGCUGUCUCUAUAUGUCCUCUAAUAGACACACUAGUUGUUCCUCUCUAGCUACUACAGCUGUCUCUAUAUGUCCUCUAAUAGACAGACUAGUUGUUCCUCUUUAGCUACUACAGCUGUUUCUAUAUGUCCUCUAAUAGACACACUAGUUGUUCCUCUCUAGCUACUACAGCUGUCUCUAUAUGUCCUCUAAUACACACACUAGUUGUUCCUCCCUAGCUACUACAGCUGUCUCUAUAUGUCCUCUAAUAGACAGACUAGUUGUUCCUCUCUAUACCUAUUUUGCUUUACUUCUGCCAGGAUUGCAAUGUGCCAAUGUGCCAACUGUCACAUUAGGUCACAUUGUCUCUCUCUCUCGAAAAAAAGAAGCUUACACAGCAUUGAAAUGGGUCCCCCCCCCUUCCCUCCCUCCCACCCCUCCUUUUUCUCUCUUUCUCUCUCUCUCUCUCUUUCUUAAUUCCUUGCGCGCGUUCUAUCCUUUCUCAGAUAUGUACCGUUUCCUCUCCAAUCGUCUUUGUCUGGGCAUGCUAGCGACCCUUGAGUUAUAUUCCUCAAUGCAUUCUAUCUCAAUUUUAUAUCUGGUUUUGUUAUGUAUUGUUUACUCCUUGAUUUACCUCAGUCUAUUAUGCAUGCUGUCUGUGGGACUGAUAGCUGCAUCUAUCAAUGGAACCGUGUCAGAUCUUCGAAAGGCUUUGUCCAGUGGAUCUACCCUAAACCACAAAAAUCUGAUUAAAGUUUCUCAUCUUUAGCCAUAGCUUGCAGAUACCAUUAGGGCUAAGAGCACGAGCCUGUUUAUCAAUCAGAUGCAUGUGGCCCCAACUCCAACUAUAACCACUAUAUCCAUAGAAUACUAUGGGAGAAAUGUCCUAUUCUUCCUGUGCCAUGGGAGGGGCCUAUAAUGGCCAACUUCCUGGUUUGCUUUGAGUGGCUGAGAGGACAGGAAGUUUCUGUUUACUGUAUGGCAUCGAUCAUACAGUACUCCCUCAAACAUUAGACUCUUUCUUCAUGGAUGUUAACUCCAUGUUGUCGAAACAUAUUCUGUCAGUAGGUCAGUUUUCAAAGAUGAGAAACUCAUAAUAGAUUUUUGUGUCUUUAAUUGUGCUGUGAUGGGUAAAAUUUUGGUCAAUGGAACCUUGUUGCUAUGAAUCGUUGCUUUAAUGUCAAUCUAUAUUGUCGUUGAAGGAGUUCUUGUUAGUUCAGUUCCUUCUCAUUUUUAAUAUAUAUUUUUUGUUACUUUGGAAUGUGCGUACUAGAGAAACGUACUAGAUUUAGUUGAGUUUCAGUUGUCUUGUACUGUGAUUUUCUCUGUGGAUGUAAUGGAUGCCGUUGAAAGGGUCCAUUUUUUAUCGGCCUGUCUUGUUACCUCUUUUUCUCUCUCUCUUUUUGACUCCCUCCACCUCAUCCCUCCCUCCUCCCUCCUCCCUCCACCUCAUCCCUCCCUCCCCCCUCUCCCUCCACCUCAUCCCUCCCUCCUCCCUCCUCCCUCCACCUCAUCCCUCCCUCCUCCCUCCUCCCUCCACCUCAUCCCUCCCUCCUCCCCACUCCCAGUCCGCCGUGUGCCCCCUCGUUUUUCUAUCCCGCCGACCAGUCACGAGAUGAUGCCAGGUGGCAGUGUGAACAUCACCUGCGUGGCGGUAGGGUCGCCCAUGCCGUACGUCAAAUGGAUGCUCAACUCCGAGGACCUAACGCCCGAAGACGAGAUGCCAGUGGGUCGGAAUGUUCUGGAGCUCAACAGCGUGCGAGAGUCUGCCAACUAUACAUGUGUGGCGAUGAGCAGUCUGGGCAUCAUCGAGGCGGUGGCGCAGAUCACCGUCAAGUCCCUACCCAAGCCUCCAGGCACCCCAAUGGUGACCGAGACCACGGCCACCAGUGUCACCAUCACCUGGGACUCGGGCAACCCGGACCCAGUGUCCUAUUACAUCAUCCAGUACCGCGCCAAGUCUCCCGACAGCAAGUUUGAGACCAUGGACGGCAUCACCACUACGCGAUACAGCAUCGGGGGCCUCUACCCCAACACGGAGUACGAGAUCCGCGUCUCGGCCUUUAACACCAUCGGCCAGGGUCCCCCCAGUGAGCCGGUGGAGACUCGGACCGGGGAACAAGCCCCGGCCAGUCCGCCCCGCAACAUCCAGGCCCGGAUCAUCUCCCAGAACACCAUGAUGGUGCGCUGGGACGAGCCAGAGGAGCCCAACGGACAGAUCAAAGGGUACCGGGUGUACUACACCAUGGACCCGUCCCAGCCCAUGAGCCUAUGGCAGAUCCAUAAUGUCCAGGAUAGCAUCAUCACCACCAUCCAGAGCCUGGUGGCGUCUGAGACCUACACCAUCCGUGUCCUGGCCUUUACCUCGGUGGGCGACGGGCCCUUCUCCGACCCCAUCCAUGUCAAAGUGCUGCAAGGAGUCCCCGGACAGCCAACAAAGUUCCAGGUUGGUGCUGUGUCCGACACAAGCAUGGAGUUGACCUGGGAACCUGCCUUCCAGAAAGAGGGGAUCAUCAGCUUUGAACUCCGGUACAAAGAGGGCAGUUUUGGUAGCCAGGUGACCAAAACUUUUGUCCCCACUGCUUCGUACGUCGUUGAGGGUCUGCGGGCGAACACCGAGUACUACUUCUCUCUGGCUGCCAUUUCCAACAAAGGCAUUGGAGCCUUCACCAACGAAAUAUCCCAGAAAACCUUGCAAGCCAAGCCCUCAGCCCCCCCUCAAGAUGUUAAGUGCAGCAGCUCCAGCUCCACCUCCCUGCUGGUAAGUUGGCGCCCCCCGCCUGUGGAGAGCCAGAAUGGCGCCCUGGCGGGGUACCUAGUGCGCUACCAGGUGGUGGGAGCCUCCGUUGAGGGUGGCAAUGCCGGGGAGCCCAUGGAGGAGCCAGCCGUGCUGCCCAGUGAUGGGAAGGUGCUGCUGCAGAAGCUGGAGAAGUGGACCCAGUACAGCGUCACCCUGGCCGCCUUCACUGAGAUUGGGCCAGGCCCAGAGAGCGAGCCCCUGCUGUGCCGCACCGACGAGGAUGUUCCCGGAGCUCCUCCUAGGCGGGUCGAGGUGGAGGUGCUCAACUCCACGGCGCUCAAGGUCAUGUGGCGCUCCCUGUUGCCGGGGCGACAGCACGGCCAGAUCCGUGGUUACCAGGUGCACUAUGUGCGUGUGGAGAACGGGGAGUCGCGCGGCCUGCCCCUCAUCAAGGACGUCAUGCUUGCCGAUGCCCAGUGGGAAACAGACGAUACAGCCGAAUAUGAAAUGGUCAUCGGAGGGCUACAGUCGGACACCAUCUACUCCAUCACAGUAGCUGCGUACACCACGAAGGGAGAUGGAGCACGCAGCAAACCCAAACUGGUGGUAACCAAAGGAGCAGUGCCUGGGCCACCCUCUCUGUCGGUGGCUCAGUAUUCAGAGACGUCGGCGGUGGUGUGCUGGGACGCACCCGAUGUUAUGAUCCCUGGCAUGGGGCUGCAGGGUUACCGGCUUCAGUUUGGCCGCAAAGACGUGUCCCCCCUGGCUAGUCUGGAGUUCACCCCCCAGGAGAGGCAGUACACGGUGGCUGGUGUCCACCGCGGUGCCACCUACCUCUUCAAAGUCCAGGCCAAGAGUCGGGGGGGCUUCGGUGAGGAGGCGACAGCCGAACUGCAGGUGCCCGAACACACACCCCAGGGGUACCCCCAAAUCAGAGAAACCUCCAACGUGACCUGCUGCUCGGUGGAAUUGUCAUGGUCGCCCCCGGUGCUGGCAGAGCGCAACGGGGACAUCACAGAGUACACGCUAGCAUACCAGGAGACGGGCUUGGGGGGCGCGCCCCGGGAACUCAGCCUGCCCGCAAGCCAGUCCACCUACGUGCUCAACAGCCUCAAACCCAACUCGGCAUACGACGUGAAAAUACGCGCACACACGAGUGUAGGUCCAGGGCCCUACAGCCCGCCGAUCCAGUAUCGGACAGUGGCGUUUGAGACAGAUGUACCAAAGAACUUCACAGUGAAGUGGGUAACCAAGACGACGGUGUUGCUAACAUGGAAGUUUGUUGAGAGGCGGUUCCCAUUUCGGUGCACGAUCGAGUACAACCGUCAGAAGAUGGACGUGGAUGCCCGGCUGACCAAGGCGCUGGUCACCAGCCUGCGGCCCAACACCACCUAUGAGUUCCGGGUCAUGUGUCAGGAGAACACAGAGGGUGGCCCUCGCCACCGUGUGGUCGCUCGGACCACACCGCCCAUCCUGGUCAAGAAGCCCAAGCUGGACCUCUACUCGGAGCCAGACAACAUUCUGACCAUGGGUUUCGCCCCGGUAGAGACCAAGGACAUCAAGGACUUCUAUGUGGUGGCGGUACCACUAAAGAAGGGUUUGGGGACUGCACGACAUCUCAAGAACCCAGACGAAAUGGACUUGGAAGAGCUGCUGAGGGACAUCACCCCGAAGCGUCGCACCAGGCGUCAGCUGAGCCAGGCGGAUGGCAAGAAGCCCUACAUCACAGCCUGCUUCAAGCAGCUCCCCACCUCGUUCACCCUGGGCACAGAGCACCGCCACAGCAGCUGUGAGAGUAAACCUCUGGAGCCCGGGCAGGAAUACGUCUUCUUCCUACUGGCUGAGCUCAACACCACCGCCGUGAAAAUGUUUGCGGCCAGCCCAUACACGGACUUAGUGGUGACCCCAGAGCUUGAGGCUGAUCCUCUGCCCAUGGAGACAGGUGGGGACGGCCUCAUCUGGGUGGUGGGGCCCGUCCUGGCCGUAGUCUUCAUCAUCUGCAUCGUCAUCGCCAUCCUCCUCUACAAGAACCGCAAACGAAAGGAGUCAGAGCCCAGAACAAAAUGUCUGCUGAACAACGCAGAGAUCCCCCCCCACCACCCCACAGACCCAGUGGAGAUGAGACGCAUUAACUUCCAGACCACAGGUAUGAUGAGUCAUCCCCCCAUUCCUAUCGCGGAGCUGGCUGAACACACGGAUCUUCUCAAAGCCAACGACAACCUGAAACUCUCCCAGGAGUAUGAGUCCAUCGAUCCAGGCCAGCAGUUUACGUGGGAACACUCCAACCUGGAGGUGAACAAGCCUAAAAACCGCUACGCCAACGUCAUCGCCUAUGACCACUCCCGCGUCAUCCUCGCACCCAUCGAAGGUAUUACCGGCAGUGAUUAUAUCAACGCCAACUACAUAGACGGCUACAGGAAGCAGAAUGCCUACAUGGCUACGCAGGGCCCGCUGCCCGAGACAUUCGGGGACUUCUGGAGGAUGGUGUGGGAACAGAGGGCAGCCACUGUGGUCAUGAUGACCAGACUGGAAGAGAAAUCACGGAUCAAGUGUGACCAGUACUGGCCCAGUAGAGGCACAGAGACAUAUGGGAUGACCCAGGUGACUCUACUGGACACCAUAGAGCUGGCCACCUUCUGUGUUCGCACUUUCUCCCUGCACAAGAAUGGCUCCAGUGAGAAGCGGGAGGUCCGUCAGUUCCAGUUCACUGCGUGGCCCGACCACGGGGUCCCCGAGUACCCCACCCCCUUCCUGGCCUUCCUCCGCCGGGUCAAGACCUGUAACCCCCCAGACGCAGGCCCCAUCAUCGCCCACUGCAGUGCGGGCGUGGGGAGGACGGGCUGCUUCAUUGUGAUCGAUGCCAUGCUGGAGCGUAUCAAGCAUGAGAAAACAGUGGACAUCUACGGCCACGUGACCCUGAUGCGAUCGCAGCGGAACUACAUGGUGCAGACGGAGGACCAGUACAGCUUCAACCACGACGCGCUGCUGGAGGCGGUGGCGUGCGGCAACACGGAGGUGGCGGCCAGGAGCCUGUUCUCCUACAUCCAGAAGCUGGCCCAGGUGGAGACGGGCGAGCACGUCACCGGCAUGGAACUGGAGUUUAAGCGCCUAGCCAACUCCAAGGCCCAUACGUCCAGGUUUAUCAGUGCCAACCUGCCCUGCAACAAGUUCAAGAACCGUCUGGUGAACAUCAUGCCCUACGAGACCACCCGCGUCUGCCUGCAGCCAAUCAGGGGCCUCGAGGGCUCAGACUACAUUAAUGCCAGCUUCAUCGACGGAUACAGGCAACAGAAGGCCUACAUCGCAACGCAGGGCCCGUUGGCAGAGACCACAGAGGACUUCUGGAGGAUGAUGUGGGAGAACAACUCCACUAUUGUAGUCAUGCUCACCAAACUCCGAGAGAUGGGCAGGGAAAAGUGUCAUCAGUACUGGCCCGCUGAGCGUUCGGCCAGGUACCAGUACUUUGUGGUGGACCCCAUGGCUGAGUACAACAUGCCCCAGUACAUCCUCCGAGAGUUCAAAGUCACCGAUGCAAGGGACGGGCAGUCCAGGACAGUGCGGCAGUUCCAGUUCACUGAUUGGCCGGAGCAGGGGGUGCCCAAGUCAGGAGAGGGCUUCAUAGACUUCAUAGGCCAGGUGCACAAAACCAAGGAGCAGUUUGGCCAGGACGGACCCAUCUCUGUCCACUGCAGUGCGGGGGUUGGCCGGACCGGUGUCUUCACCACACUCAGCAUCGUGCUGGAGAGGAUGCGCUAUGAAGGCGUGGUAGACAUCUUUCAGACGGUCAAGAUGCUGCGGACACAGAGGCCGGCCAUGGUCCAGACAGAGGAUGAAUAUCAGUUUUGCUACCAGGCGGGUCUGGAGUACCUAGGAAGCUUUGAUCACUAUGCAACGUAAAAAUCUCGUCCCCCGAAUCCUAUGUCCCCCUCAACAGUCUCCUGAGCCAUAGAAAUGAAAACAACAACAGCUGCCGGAAAACAAAAUUCAACCAACAGAAUAGCAAACGAAUUGUAGAUUAUAAUUUUUUUUUUUAAGUCAACAAGAGUGCAAUUCCAAUUGGACCCAAUGGACUUUGAUGUCGGUGAGGAAACCGUAAAUGACUCCAUCAGCAGAACUAAUUGACGCCCUCACUCUGAAGAAAGGAACCAAAAGUGGUGGCUCAAGCUGUGGGGUGGGAAUAAUUAAAGUGUUGGACUGCUAACCUUACCUCAAGUGUUCAGAUGUGGAGGUGGACAUUGUAAACAUUUCGUGGACAUCUAUUAAAAA